GUUCUAUGGGUUUGUAGACUCUCAUUGUCCGCUGCCCUGACGGCCCCGGUGCAACGGAGACCCUUGCGAGAGCGUCACAGAGCGAUCCACCCGAUGGCGAUACCCCACGCCCUCCCCCAAAGCCAAAGAGAUAUACACCCAAGGUGGGCAAGCCUUUUGGACUUUGUUGGCUAAUUCAGUCGCCGUACUUUGGCCACCCACCACUAGCGACUAGUUGGGGCGGGGGGAUCGGUCUUGGACUCGGUUUGUCCCUACUACGAGAAAUACUAUAAAGAGAAGUUCCCGUAGCCCUCCCCAUCUCAGCCAACCUCCCACCCGUUGUUUCACGCUACCCCGACCAGCUCGGCCUUCCUCAUAAGUUACAAAUACUAUGGCUCCCACCGCUUCCCCCCUGAACGGCAACGGCAGUGCCAGUUCGACACACCACACCAAUGGUAGCAGCACGUCACAACCCAACGUCCCCGGCGGCAUCUACGUGCCGAUCGUGACACCGUUUCUCUCCAAGGAACAAGGCGAAGAACUGGACCUGCCCACGUUACAGAAGCACUGUGGGCGUCUCGCUUCGGCCGGCUGUGGCAUCGUGCUGAUGGGCACGAAUGGCGAAGCCUCGCAUAUGACCCGCGAAGAACGGCAGCAAGUCAUCAGCACGGUUCGCAAGCUGCUCCCGACGACGCCGAUCAUCGCGGGCACGGGCACGGGCUCGCUCAAAGAGACCAUCACGCUGACCAAGGAUGCGGCGCAGGCGGGCGCAGACGCAGUGCUUGUCAUUGCUCCAGGAUACUUUAGCGCUGCGAUCGGCAAGAACCAACAUGCGCUCAAGGAGUACUUUACCGAAGUGGCCUCGGCCUCGCCAGUACCAGUGAUGCUGUACAACUUCCCUGCAGCUGCGGCAGGGAUUGACAUGGACAGCGACCUACUCUGCUCGAUCGCCGAGCACCCGAACGUGAUCGGCGGCAAGCUGACCUGCUCGCAGAUUGGCAAAGGUGCGCGGCUCGUCUCUGCUCUCCAAGCGCAGGCCGCUGCGCACGCCAAGCCUGUGUGGCACGUCUGGCCAGGCUUUGCGGACGUUCUGUUGCCCGCCAUGACGAUCGGCAUGACGGGCGUGAUCGCGGGGACGGGCAACCUGUUCCCGCACACGCUCGUCGAGCUGUACAUGCUGAUCGACGCUGCAUUUCGCGAGAAAGACUUUGGCAAGCUCGAGCAAGCGCAGAAGCUGCAGGAGCUCGUAGGGCGCGCUGACUGGUGCAUGGCGAAAGCAGGCAUCGCGGGGAGCAAGUGGGCGCUGGGGCACUGGUUCUAUGACAUGGGCGUACCACGCAGACCGCUGCAGCCGCUCGGGAAGGAAGGACAGCAGAUGAUGCUGCAGGAGCUCCAAGAGGCGAUGGAGCACGAGCGAAGAUUGGCAGAGACCAAGGGCGACAAGUUCGUCGCCAAGGCGUGAGGCCCAGCCACUGGUCUCGUGUUUAUGUUCGUACUUCGAUGGCAAUGCAGUCCGCCAUCCCGUAAGCCUGGUGUGAGAUGACGGGCCGCACAGAUCUGUGCGCGCAGCCAUCCUGCCCGCUCCGACAACGCGACUGACUGCGGUCCAGUGCAUUCGCCCCAAACGUGGAAGUCAACUGCGUGUUUGUUCUGGCACGGCGCACUGAACACUUCGUCACCGCCCAUGUGCCCCCCCCCCCACUCCACCUUC
Tilletiaria anomala UBC 951 is the source of this 1690-nucleotide messenger RNA. Its product is annotated as aldolase. The coding region runs from base 371 to 1441 and encodes 356 amino acids. Lineage: Eukaryota; Fungi; Basidiomycota; Exobasidiomycetes; Georgefischeriales; Tilletiariaceae. Gene Ontology annotation, molecular function: 4-hydroxy-tetrahydrodipicolinate synthase activity. The transcript is spliced from 4 exons. The record is from RefSeq and is a predicted model, not a curated record.